Molecule: messenger RNA, 2638 nt
Organism: Oncorhynchus tshawytscha (Chinook salmon)
Lineage: Eukaryota; Metazoa; Chordata; Actinopteri; Salmoniformes; Salmonidae
Gene: col10a1a
Product: collagen, type X, alpha 1a
Exons: 3
Coding region: 145-2133 (662 amino acids)
Molecular function (GO): protein binding
Source: RefSeq, a predicted model, not a curated record
UAUGGUAUAAAUACUCACAUCAUUGUACUGGGAGGCAGCAGAUUCUCCAACGUGCUCCUAACCUAAGGAUAAACAGCAGCAGUAGGAGGACAGUAGUGCUGAAGAUUUCUUACCCCUUUUUGGAACUCCAACUCACUCAACUGCAUGCUGAAAAUGGAAGGAAGAGUAUUGAGCAUCCUCCUCCUCCUGGUGGGCUUGACAGCUGUUCAUGGUAGUGGUUCAUAUAUAGUGAAGAAGGUAAUGAAGGCCUCCCCCCAGUACCAGCCCUACUCUGUGAAGAGCCACGUGGUGUCAGUGGCAGGAGAGCCCGGUACCCCAGGUGAGCCCGGCCCAGAGGGCCCCCCUGGCCCACCUGGCCCCGCAGGGGAAAGAGCUGUGGGACAGCCCGGACCAGAGGGCCCUGCCGGACCACCCGGACCUGCUGGCUACUCCGCACCUGGCAAACCUGGCUCCCCGGGUGGUCCUGGUAAGCCUGGUGUUCCUGGUGCAGCUGGCGAGAAAGGAAAGGUGGGGGCAGCUGGACUUCAGGGUCCCAGGGGCAUGCCUGGACCUGCUGGAAGCCCCGGACCUGCUGGAAUCUCUUCCACCGGCAUACCUGGACCUCACGGUCUGCCCGGAGCAAUGGGACCAAGGGGGGAAACAGGUCUUAAGGGACAUCCAGGUGUGCCUGGUUUGUCAGGAGCUAAAGGGGACAGAGGAGUGGGUAUCCCAGGGGCACAAGGUGAGACAGGGGCUGUGGGACCUAUGGGACCAGCUGGGCAGCCUGGAGCAGUCGGUGUUGGAAAGACAGGCAAGCCAGGAUUCCCAGGUGAGGCAGGAAAAUCAGGUAGCCCAGGUAGGGAUGGGGGCGCUGGUCCCAUUGGAUUGCCAGGUGCUAAGGGCCUCACUGGGGCUCCUGGUGUAGGUCAGCCAGGAAAACCAGGUGAUAAUGGGGCUCCAGGUAUGCCUGGUUCAUCUGGUCCUAAAGGUCAUCAGGGAGCAACUGGAGCAACUGGUGCUCCUGGUAUCCCUGGAUAUGGAAAGCCAGGAGCAAAUGGACAGAAAGGUGAAAGGGGAGUUGUAGGAAGCUCAGGUACAACAGGUCAGAAGGGUGAGCCAGGAGCACAUGGAUUCACUGGAGCUACUGGUGCUACUGGGCCCAUGGGUCCCACUGGUUCUCAGGGUGCAAGAGGCUUCCAGGGAGAUAAUGGGGCAAUGGGUCCCAAAGGUGACACAGGUACAAUGGGACCCCAGGGACCAAAGGGAUAUAAGGGAGAUCAGGGAGCUCAAGGUUUCCAGGGCAAGCAAGGUUAUACUGGGGCAACAGGGCCAACUGGUGCCACUGGAGCCACUGGAGCUCCAGGUAACAAAGGUGACACUGGCCACACAGGUUCAACUGGUGCUUCAGGUGUCCCAGGACCUGCCGGGCCCAAAGGUUUCCCAGGGCGCAAUGGUGAGGCAGGUGAGGCUGGAGCUGCCGGUGUCCCAGGUACCAGAGGCCCGGUUGGACCUGCUGGUCCCGCAGGUACACCUGGCCUUAAAGGACACCCAGGUUUCCCUGGCACACCUGGCCCAGCUGGACUUGCCGUUAAGGCCACCCCCGGCCCUCAGGGUCCCCCUGGGCUCCCUGGUAGUGAUGGUCAGGAUGGUGGCCAAGGCCCUGCUGGACCUCCCGGCCCACCUGGUCCUCCUGGCGAGGUCAUUUUCGAGAAGAGCAUAGGCAUGAGUGAGGUAAUGGUGCCUACUCUUGUCAAGGUCCCAAUGUCUGCUUUCUCUGUUUCCCUGGCUAGUCCUUAUCCUCCAUCUGGGGAACCCAUUAAGUUUGACAAUGAGGUGUACAAUGCAGAGAAUCACUAUGACACUACCACUGGGAAGUUCACUUGCCAGGUCCCUGGAGUAUACUACUUCUCAUACACCAUUCACGUGAAUGGGGCUCAUGCUCUGGUGGCUCUGUACAAGAACGUCAAGCCGGUCAUGUUCAGCUAUGAUGAGUACAACAAGGGCUUCCUGGACCAGAUGUCCGGUAGCACUGUCCUUAUGCUUGAUGUGAAUGACACAGUCUACCUUCAGAUUCCUGAUGAUGAGGCCAAUGGCGUCUUUGCCGCUGAGAACGUCCAUUGCUCUUUCUCUGGGUUCCUUAUCGCUUCAACGUGAUAUCGGUGUCACCCAAUAACCACACAACAAAAUCCGCAAGCUAUUUAUCAAACAAGUUAUCUCCCUGUCUUUACCAACCAGGCAGUUCUCUCUUUUUGAGGAAUAGAAGCAUCUCAAAUUGAAAAUACAAGAAGUGGGUGCUAAGAGAAAGGAAAUCUAACACAUUAUCAGGGAUGGGGAGGCAAUCAACAAAGUUACCAAUGAUUCAGAGUUUUUAUUUUGUGAGUGGAGGCAACAUGUGAAAUUGAGGUGUUAUGGCUAUGUUGUGUCCUGAAAUGUUCUUAUUUCACUUUUUGUUCUUUUUUUUUACUGAUUAUAGCAAGUGAUUCUUGUUUUUGUGUAUGUCUGUGUUUUUGUACAACCUUUUUUUUUGGUGACCAAUCAGAUUCAUUACUUUCUGUGCACCAUGUUGUACCUGACUUCCUUGUAUGUGACUUGAAUAUUGUGAAAUGGCAAUGGUGAAAUUGACCAUAAGAAAUAAAACAAAAUAUAACACAUCACAAAA